GGUGACGUCAUCGCCCUUAUAAAUAGGGCGUUGGCACGGGCUGCGAACAUUCCGUGUCUGAGGGACGGGAGGAGACGGGAAGGAGCAGAGCUCGGCUGGAUUGGAAGAGGCACGCGGGCCCCUCGCACAGACCCGCCCAGUGUUGUCUACCUUGAUUGGCAGCAGUUCUCCAGAUUUCAGACAGAGGUGUUUCCUGGUCCUGCUACCUGAGAUCAACUUGCUGGAGCCAGGAACUGCAGGGACCUACUGCAUGCAAAACAUGUGCUCACUCACUGAGCUUAUGAAAAUGGACCCUACUGGUGUAAAAGUGUUGGAAACAGCAGAAGACAUACAAGAGAGACGUCAGCAGGUUUUGGACCGGUACCACAGGUUCAAGGAGCUAUCCACUGUACGACGCCAAAAGCUUGAGGAUUCAUACAGAUUCCAGUUCUUCCAGCGUGAUGCAGAUGAGCUGGAAAAAUGGAUACAGGAGAAACUCCAGAUUGCAUCUGAUGAAAAUUAUAAAGACCCAACUAAUCUACAGGGGAAGCUGCAGAAGCAUCAAGCCUUUGAAGCAGAGGUGCAAGCCAAUGCAGGGGCCAUCAUUAAAUUGGAUGAGACUGGAAACCAGAUGAUUAAUGAAGGGCAUUUUGCAUUUGAAACCAUAAGAACUCGACUGCAGGAACUUCACCGGCUAUUGGAGCUGCUUAUGGAGAAAAUGAGGGAGAAAGGAGUCAAACUUCUGCAAGCCCAGAAACUUGUGCAGUAUUUACGAGAAUGUGAAGAUGUGAUGGACUGGAUCAAUGACAAGGAGGCAAUAGUGACCUCAGAAGAGCUUGGACUGGAUCUGGAGCAUGUUGAGGUUUUGCAGAAGAAAUUUGAGGAGUUCCAGACAGACCUGGCAGCCCAUGAGGAGAGAGUGAAUGAAGUGAACCAGUUUGCUGGCAAGCUUAUCCAGGAGCAGCACCCUGAAGAGGAAUUAAUCAAGUCUAAACAAGAUGAAGUCAAUGCAAGCUGGCAACGUCUUAAGGGGCUGGCUCUUCAGAGGCAGGGAAAACUCUUUGGAGCAGCUGAAGUGCAGCGUUUUAACAGGGAUGUGGAUGAAACUAUAGGCUGGAUUAAAGAGAAAGAGCAGCUGAUGGCUUCUGAUGAUUUUGGCAGAGAUCUUGCAAGUGUGCAAGCUUUGCUGCGCAAACAUGAGGGCUUGGAGAGGGAUCUUGCUGCUCUGGAAGACAAAGUGAAGGCUUUGUGUUCAGAGGCAGACAGGCUGCAGCAGUCCCACCCUCCAAAUGCCUCUCAGAUCCAUGUGAAACGGGAGGAGCUGAUUGCAAACUGGGAGCAGAUUCGCACUCGGGCAGCAGAGAGGCAUGCUCGCCUGAAUGACUCCUACCGGUUGCAGCGGUUCCUUGCAGACUUCCGGGAUCUCACCAGUUGGGUGACAGAAAUGAAAGCUCUGAUUAAUGCAGACGAACUUGCCAAUGACGUGGCAGGAGCUGAAGCCCUGCUGGACAGACAUCAGGAACAUAAGGGAGAAAUUGAUGCCCAUGAAGACAGUUUUAAAUCUGCUGAUGAAUCUGGCCAGGCCUUGCUUGCUGCUGGUCACUAUGCCUCUGAUGAAGUUAGAGAGAAGCUGGCCAUCCUUUCAGAUGAAAGAACUGCCCUCCUGGAACUGUGGGAGCUUCGUCGGCAGCAGUACGAACAGUGCAUGGACCUGCAGCUUUUCUACCGGGACACUGAGCAGGUUGAUAAUUGGAUGAGCAAACAAGAAGCCUUCUUGCUCAAUGAAGACCUUGGUGACUCUCUUGACAGUGUGGAAGCCCUGCUAAAGAAGCAUGAGGACUUUGAGAAGUCCCUCAGUGCCCAAGAAGAGAAAAUUACAGCCUUGGAUGAAUUUGCUACAAAACUGAUACAGAAUAACCACUAUGCUAAAGAAGAUGUUGCUACACGCAGGGAUGCUCUGUUGAGCCGUCGCAAUGCUUUGCAUGAGCGGGCUAUGUAUCGUCGCACCCAACUUGCAGAUUCGUUCCACCUGCAACAGUUCUUCAGAGACUCUGAUGAGCUGAAGAGCUGGGUCAAUGAAAAGAUGAAAACUGCAACUGACGAGGCAUACAAGGACCCAUCGAAUCUGCAGGGGAAGGUUCAGAAACAUCAAGCAUUUGAAGCUGAGCUCUCAGCAAAUCAGAGUCGUAUUGAUGCACUUGAGAAGGCGGGGCAGAAGUUGAUUGAUGUCAAACAUUAUGCGUCUGAUGAAGUGGCUACUCGAAUGAAUGAGGUCAUCAGCUUGUGGAAGAAACUGCUGGAAGCUACUGAACUUAAAGGGAUCAAGCUACGUGAAGCUAACCAACAACAACAGUUUAACCGCAAUGUGGAAGAUAUUGAACUGUGGCUGUAUGAAGUGGAAGGGCACUUGGCUUCAGAUGAUUAUGGCAAAGACCUCACUAACGUUCAGAACCUUCAGAAGAAACAUGCACUUCUGGAGGCAGAUGUUGCUGCUCACCAGGACCGCAUUGAUGGUAUCACCAUUCAAGCUCGACAGUUCCAAGAGGCGGGACACUUUGAUGCAGACAACAUCAAAAAGAAGCAGGAGGCUUUGGUUGCCCGCUACGAAGCUCUGAAGGAUCCCAUGGUGGCGCGCAAGCAGAAGCUUGCAGAUUCCCUUCGCCUGCAGCAGCUUUUCCGUGAUGUUGAAGAUGAAGAAACCUGGAUCAGAGAGAAGGAACCAAUUGCUGCUUCAACUAACAGAGGCAAGGACCUCAUUGGGGUCCAGAACUUGCUGAAGAAGCAUCAAGCUUUGCAAGCAGAGAUUGCUGGCCACGAGCCCCGCAUUAAAGCAGUUACUCAGAAGGGAAAUGCCAUGGUGGAAGAAGGGCAUUUUGCUGCUGAGGAUGUGAAAGCCAAACUGAACGACCUCAAUCAGAAAUGGGAAUCCUUGAAAGGCAAGGCCUCCCAGCGCCGCCAAGAUUUGGAAGACUCUUUGCAGGCCCAGCAGUACUUUGCGGAUGCCAACGAGGCUGAGUCCUGGAUGAGGGAAAAGGAGCCCAUUGUGGGCAGCACUGACUACGGAAAGGAUGAGGACUCUGCUGAGGCUCUUCUCAAGAAGCAUGAAGCUCUGAUGUCAGAUCUCUCUGCCUACGGCAGUAGCAUUCAGGCACUGAGGGAGCAGGCCCAGUCAUGUCGGCAACAAGUAGCUCCCACUGAUGAUGAAACUGGCAAAGAGCUGGUCCUGGCCUUGUAUGAUUACCAAGAGAAGAGUCCUCGGGAGGUUACCAUGAAGAAGGGAGACAUCCUGACUCUGCUGAACAGCACCAACAAGGACUGGUGGAAAGUAGAAGUGAAUGACCGUCAGGGGUUCGUUCCAGCUGCCUAUGUUAAGAAGUUAGACCCAGCGCAGUCUGCAUCCCGAGAAAACCUACUGGAUGAGCAGGGCAGCAUAGCCUUGCGGCAGGAGCAAAUUGACAAUCAGACUCUCAUAACUAAAGAAGUCGGCAGUGUAUCUCUGCGUAUGAAACAGGUCGAAGAACUGUAUCACUCCCUGCUUGAGCUGGGGGAGAAACGCAAAGGCAUGCUGGAAAAGAGCUGCAAGAAAUUCAUGGUUUUCCGUGAGGCGAAUGAGCUCCAGCAGUGGAUCAAUGAGAAGGAGGCUACGCUCACCAAUGAAGAGGUUGGAGCAGAUUUGGAGCAGGUCGAAGUGUUGCAGAAGAAAUUUGAUGACUUCCAGAAGGACCUGAAAGCCAACGAGUCGCGUCUGAAGGACAUCAACAAGGUGGCAGAUGACCUGGAAUCAGAAGGCCUGAUAGCUGAAGAAGUGCAGGCUGUGCAGCAGCAGGAAGUCUAUGGAAUGAUGCCACGGGAUGAAAGUGAUUCCAGGACAGCAUCUCCUUGGAAGUCUGCAAGAAUGAUGGUGCACACAGUGGCAACAUUUAACUCCAUCAAGGAACUGAAUGAGCGCUGGCGAUCUCUCCAGGAACUGGCAGAAGAACGAAGCCAACUUCUGGGAAGUGCCCAUGAGGUGCAGAGAUUCCACAGAGAUGCUGAUGAAACAAAGGAAUGGAUUGAAGAAAAGAAUCAAGCCCUCAAUACAGACAAUUACGGGCAUGAUUUGGCGAGUGUUCAGGCCCUGCAACGCAAGCACGAGGGCUUUGAGAGAGACCUUGCAGCUCUCGGCGACAAGGUGAACUCUCUAGGAGAGACUGCUGAUCGCCUGAUUCAGUCCCAUCCAGAGUCGUCUGAAGAUCUCCAAGAAAAAUGCACUGAGCUGAACCAGGCUUGGAAUAGCCUAGGAAAACGCGCCAACCAGCGAAAAGAGAAACUGGGCGAUUCCCAUGACUUGCAGCGUUUCCUCAGUGAUUUUAGGGACCUCAUGUCUUGGAUCAAUGGAAUCCGUGGGCUCGUGUCCUCAGAUGAACUGGCAAAGGAUGUGACUGGAGCAGAAGCUUUGUUGGAGAGACAUCAAGAACACCGCACUGAAAUAGAUGCCAGGGCAGGCACUUUCCAGGCAUUUGAACAGUUUGGGCAACAGCUCUUGGCACAUGGCCACUACGCUAGUCCAGAGAUCAAAGAGAAAUUGGAAAUUCUUGAUCAAGAAAGGGUUGGCUUGGAAAAGGCCUGGGCCCAGCGGAGAAUGAUGUUAGACCAGUGUCUAGAAUUGCAGCUAUUCCACAGGGACUGUGAGCAGGCAGAAAACUGGAUGGCUGCCCGGGAGGCUUUCUUGAAUACUGAAGAUAAAGGGGAUUCCUUGGACAGUGUGGAAGCGCUCAUCAAGAAACACGAGGACUUUGACAAGGCAAUCAAUGUUCAGGAGGAAAAGAUUGCCGCCCUGCAGUCUUUUGCUGACCAGCUGAUUUCUACAGAUCACUAUGCUAAAGGAGUCAUUGCCAGCCGACGCAAUGAGGUUCUGGACAGGUGGCGUCGGCUGAAAGCUCAGAUGAUUGAGAAGAGGUCUAAGCUUGGAGAAUCUCAGACCCUCCAGCAGUUCAGCCGAGAUGUGGAUGAAAUAGAGGCCUGGAUCAGUGAAAAACUCCAGACUGCAAGUGAUGAAUCGUAUAAAGAUCCAACAAAUAUUCAGAGCAAACAUCAGAAGCACCAGGCCUUUGAAGCUGAACUCCAUGCCAAUGCAGACCGGAUCCGUGGUGUCAUUGACGUGGGAAACUCCCUCAUUGAUCGUGGAGCUUGUGCGGGCAGUGAAGAUGCUGUGAAGGCUCGCUUGGCUGCUCUGGCUGACCAGUGGCAGUUCCUGGUGCAGAAAUCAGCAGAGAAGAGCCAGAAGCUGAAGGAAGCCAACAAGCAGCAGAAUUUCAACACCGGGAUCAAAGACUUCGACUUCUGGCUUUCAGAGGUGGAGGCACUGCUUGCGUCUGAGGACUACGGGAAGGACCUGGCGUCUGUGAACAAUCUCCUGAAAAAGCACCAGUUGCUGGAAGCAGAUAUCUCUGCCCAUGAGGAUCGUUUAAAAGAUCUGAACAGCCAGGCUGACAGCCUGAUGACCAGCAGUGCUUUUGACACCUCCCAAGUCAAGGACAAGCGUGACACAAUUAAUGGGCGCUUCCAGCGGAUCAAGAGCAUGGCAGCUGCCCGGCGUGCAAAGCUGAAUGAAUCCCAUCGUUUGCAUCAGUUUUUCCGGGAUAUGGAUGAUGAAGAGUCCUGGAUCAAAGAGAAGAAGCUGUUGGUUAGCUCAGAAGAUUACGGCAGAGAUCUAACUGGAGUGCAAAACCUGAGGAAGAAACACAAGCGCCUGGAAGCAGAAUUGGCAGCGCAUGAACCUGCCAUCCAGGGUGUGCUGGACACCGGAAGGAAGCUGUCAGAUGACAACACCAUUGGCAAGGAGGAGAUACAACAGAGGUUGUCGCAGUUUGUGGAUCACUGGCAAGAGCUGAAGCAGCUGGCCACUGCUCGGGGUCAGCGGCUAGAGGAAUCUCUAGAGUAUCAACAGUUUGUGGCUAAUGUGGAAGAGGAAGAAGCCUGGAUCAAUGAGAAAAUGACUCUGGUGGCCAGUGAGGACUAUGGAGAUACCCUUGCUGCUAUCCAGGGCCUGCUGAAGAAGCACGAAGCGUUCGAGACGGAUUUCACCGUGCACAAGGACAGAGUGAACGAUGUCUGCACUAAUGGCGAGGAUCUCAUUAAGAAGAACAAUCACCACGAAGAGAACAUCACUGCCAAGAUGAGGAGCUUGAGGGGCAAGGUGGCUGACCUGGAAAGAGCAGCGGCCCAGAGAAAGGCCAAAUUAGACGAGAACUCGGCCUUCCUCCAGUUCAACUGGAAAGCUGAUGUGGUGGAGUCUUGGAUAGGGGAAAAAGAAAACAGCCUCAAGACGGAUGACUAUGGCCGAGACCUCUCUUCUGUGCAAACGCUCCUCACCAAACAGGAAACCUUUGAUGCUGGACUCCAGGCUUUCCAGCAGGAAGGAAUUGCCAGCAUCACCACCUUGAAAGACCAGCUGCUGGCCGCCAAACACAUCCAGUCCAAAGCCAUCGAGGCCCGGCAUGCCUCUCUCAUGAAGCGCUGGAAUCAGCUGCUGGCCAAUUCCGCGGCCAGGAAGAAGAAACUUCUGGAGGCACAAGAGCAUUUCCGGAAGGUUGAAGACCUCUUCCUGACCUUUGCCAAGAAGGCCUCAGCCUUUAACAGCUGGUUUGAGAAUGCUGAGGAGGAUCUGACGGACCCCGUGCGCUGUAACUCACUGGAGGAGAUCAAGGCGCUGCGCGAGGCUCAUGACGCUUUCCGCUCCUCGCUCAGCUCUGCCCAGGCAGACUUUAACCAGUUAGCUGAGCUGGACCGCCAGAUCAAGAGUUUCAGGGUUGCCUCCAACCCAUACACCUGGUUCACGAUGGAGGCCCUUGAGGAGACCUGGAGGAAUCUGCAGAAAAUAAUCAAGGAACGUGAAUUAGAACUGCAGAAGGAGCAGCGUAGGCAGGAGGAGAAUGACAAGCUGCGCCAGGAGUUUGCUCAGCAUGCAAACGCUUUCCACCAGUGGAUUCAGGAGACCAGGACCUACCUGCUUGAUGGCAUAGCAUAUCGUCGUGUCAUUCGUGUCUAUCAGUAUGAAGUUGGGGAUGAUCUGUCUGGAAGGUCUUGUAUGGUGGAAGAAUCAGGAACUCUGGAGUCACAGCUCGAAGCAACUAAACGCAAGCACCAGGAGAUACGGGCAAUGAGGAGCCAGCUGAAGAAGAUUGAGGACCUUGGAGCAGCUAUGGAGGAAGCUCUUAUUCUGGACAACAAGUACACUGAGCACAGCACUGUGGGGCUGGCACAGCAGUGGGACCAGCUUGACCAGCUUGGGAUGAGAAUGCAGCACAAUCUUGAGCAGCAGAUACAGGCCAGAAAUACAACUGGAGUCACUGAAGAAGCCCUCAAGGAGUUCAGCAUGAUGUUUAAACACUUUGACAAGGAUAAAUCUGGUCGGCUGAAUCACCAGGAAUUUAAAUCCUGCCUGCGCUCUCUAGGCUACGAUUUGCCUAUGGUGGAGGAAGGAGAGCCAGAUCCAGAGUUCGAGGCUAUUCUUGACACAGUUGAUCCUAACAGGGAUGGACAUGUCUCGUUGCAAGAAUACAUGGCGUUCAUGAUCAGCAGGGAGACUGAGAAUGUGAAAUCCAGUGAAGAAAUAGAAAGUGCUUUCCGUGCCCUGAGCUCAGAGGGCAAGCCCUAUGUGACCAAGGAGGAACUUUACCAGAACCUGAGCCGGGAACAGGCGGACUACUGCAUCUCUCACAUGAAGCCAUACAUGGACAGCAAAGGCAGAGAACUUCCAUCUGCCUAUGACUACAUCGAAUUUACACGCUCACUCUUUGUGAAUUGAUAAUCUAGCACCAGCCCUAGCUUUAGCUCUGCAGGAUCCUGAGAAUGCGCUUGUCAUAUCAUCUGCCUCUUGGCUGUCUGCAUGUGUCCAUCGUUGUGCUCUAAAAUAAUCAAUGUUACCUUUCAGAUAUAAUCUUAAACUGCUUAGCUUAAAGCUCAGUACAAUGAGCCAUACAUGUUGCAGUGUGCUUCAAUAAAAGUUACUGGUCCAAGUGAAAA
Rhineura floridana is the source of this 7986-nucleotide messenger RNA. It is a transcript of the gene SPTAN1, whose product is annotated as spectrin alpha, non-erythrocytic 1. Gene Ontology annotation, cellular component: cortical actin cytoskeleton; cell projection; plasma membrane. Gene Ontology annotation, molecular function: calcium ion binding; actin filament binding. The record is from RefSeq and is a predicted model, not a curated record. The transcript has 58 exons. Lineage: Eukaryota; Metazoa; Chordata; Lepidosauria; Squamata; Rhineuridae. Gene Ontology annotation, biological process: actin cytoskeleton organization. The coding region runs from base 251 to 7768 and encodes 2505 amino acids.